Molecule: messenger RNA, 690 nt
Organism: Alnus glutinosa
Lineage: Eukaryota; Viridiplantae; Streptophyta; Magnoliopsida; Fagales; Betulaceae
Exons: 1
Coding region: 1-690 (229 amino acids)
Source: RefSeq, a predicted model, not a curated record
AUGGACGCAGAGGAAGUUAUGAAGCUCUUUGAUUCUUGCUGGUUCGAGUCCGAAAUCCUCAAGAAACUGCCGAAUCGGUCGAAUUCAUCGAGUUGUAAAGCAAACCCAGAUCACCAAAUUGAAGAUAAACCAUCAAAAACAAAGAUUUCACGCAUCCCGACCCUCCAUACAAGGUCCAUGAGUGACCAGUUGAGCUCCAAAACAAGCUUCAACUCCGGUGCUCUGUCUCCGGACUCGGUCCUUCUCACCGGCAAACUCCACACCAUCCAUUCAGGUAAAGAAAUGACAGAAUUAUCAGAGAAACCAAAACCGGCAGAUUUCCAAGUAUCGUCCAGGAAGAAGAUCAGAAGGGGAAAAGGCGAAAGCAAGAGCUUGUCUGACCUUCAGUUUCAGGAGCUAAAAGGGUUUAUGGAUCUGGGGUUUGUUUUCUCCGAUGAAGAUCUGAAUAAUCCAAGCUUGGCUUCAAUCCUUCCCGGGUUGAAUAGAUUCGGCAAGAAAGAGGGGGAAGAAGAGGCUAUUGAUGAGUCUGCAAUUCCAAGGCCUUAUCUUUCUGAAGCUUGGGAGGUUUUGGAUAGGAGAAGGGGAGAGAACCCAUUGAUGAAUUGGAGAAUUCCUGCUUUUAGCAAUGAGAUUAAAAUGAAAGAUAGUCUAAGAUCGUGGGCUCAUACUGUUGCUUCUACUGUUAGAUGA